Messenger RNA from Lates calcarifer (barramundi perch), 1177 nucleotides. RefSeq lists its product as uncharacterized. The coding region runs from base 138 to 974 and encodes 278 amino acids. The transcript is spliced from 4 exons. The record is from RefSeq and is a predicted model, not a curated record. NCBI's taxonomy places the organism in Eukaryota, Metazoa, Chordata, Actinopteri, Centropomidae.
CUGCUGAUGGUUAAGAAACACAGAGGGAUGUAUAACAAGGCCAGAGGUUACACUCAGGCCCAGUUAGUCUCUCUAAUCUGCUCGUCUAAAAGCGUAGCCUCUGAGGGGAGCAGGGUGCAGCUCCUCAGCAAACAGCCAUGGCUUUUGGAUGCGUUUUAUGGGUUUCUUGGAUUUGUUUUUUGCUGUUUGACGGCAGUGAUGGUUUGCCAGCUAUAAAAGGGUAUGGAUAUCCAUACACGUCUGACUUGCGUAACCUAGGCGAUGAUGGAGAAGAUGAAGUGUUGACCUCUCCAACCUCAGAGAGACCUGUUAAUGGUGAUCUGAGAGACUGGGGCCUGGAAAACCCAGCAAAGCCUCAACCAGGCCUGAUCAAACCUCAGUCAACCUCACUUGAUGUUGCUUCUCUAAACAGUAUGGACACCUCUCCGAGCACUAGUGGUGCUGGUCAUUAUGCUCAAGCAAUCUCUUCCUACAAGCCUGCUUCAUCUAGCCAGUCUCAGGCUGCGAAUUCUCCUGGCUCCAGUGCACAUGGGGGUGACUCUCAUAACAUUCCCCGUCUUGUCUUUGAGCAAGUCUUUCAAUAUCCCUCUGAAAAUAAGGACCCGGCUCCUUCAAGUAAUGACGGAGCCUCCAAUACUGCAGGAGAUUACAGCCUAGCCCAUGGCAUGAGUGAGGGGUCUUCAAGUGAAAAUGCCUCAGAAUCCUCAUUCCCAAGUUACCCAGCUAAUGCAGGAGCUCAGCCCGUCUUCACAUCUGGGGAAAGAAGUUCAUCCUCCCUUAACUUUGGUCAAACAAGUUACUGGCCACACAAUGACAAGACCACCUCUUGGCUUCCACAAGAACCAGUGAGCACCCAAAAAGUGGUUUCCCCAUGGGUGAGUAAGCCUCUCUUACCUCCUACACCACCUCCAAGCUACAUUAUCCAGUCCAGGAAUGGCUACCAGCGAGACAGUGAGGUGUCAAAGGGCCUGUAAUAAGCCAACCAGCUGCCCCUAAGGGUGCCAGGAACCCUCAAAGAACAAAAUGGUAACUGGCAUGGAUGUUGUGCCAACCGAACAGGUACAUGUUUCAAUUAAUCUCAAUGUUUCACAGUAACUGUCCUGUGACCAUUAACCUCUGCUUUCUUGCUUGCAGAAUGAUGUGCCCUCAAAAGCAAAUAAAGGUUUUUAAAUUUGAA